This is a messenger RNA of Penicillium cinerascens, 1761 nucleotides long. RefSeq names its product Aconitase/3-isopropylmalate dehydratase large subunit alpha/beta/alpha subdomain 1/3. The transcript has a single exon. The record is from RefSeq and is a predicted model, not a curated record. NCBI's taxonomy places the organism in Eukaryota, Fungi, Ascomycota, Eurotiomycetes, Eurotiales, Aspergillaceae. The coding region runs from base 1 to 1761 and encodes 586 amino acids.
AUGGAUGCCCGUGAGCUUAUACCGGGAGCCGCGGAAGGUGAACUUGUCGCAAGUAAGGUCGCCCUCAGUUUCUGGGGAGGGGUGGAUCCCACAAAUGGCGUUGUUAUUGAUAGCCAUCAUCCACUGGUCGGAAAGUCAGUUGCUGGAAAGAUACUCGCGAUUCCCAGUGGCCGUGGCUCAUGCACAGGGAGCGGCGUCAUUCUUGAAUUGCUGCUGAAUGAAAACGCGCCAUGCGCACUCAUCUUUGGGCGCGAGGAGAUGAUCUUGACAAUCGGAGUUCUCGUCGCUCAGGAGAUGUUUCAGAAGAGCAUUCCUGUCUUACAGAUACCGAUGUCGUCAUUUGACAGGCUUUUACAACUUGAUCGCCUCCGAGUUUCUGAGGGUCAAAUUCAAUCCGGAGGCUCCCUGCGUGCUGCAGUGCCCAGCCAUCCAACUGCAUUGUGCCCACCUCUUCGGCAACCCGACUUCUCCGCAGUCCACUUGACCCCAUUCGACCAUGAGUUACUCGAAGGCAUACAUGGCCAGGCUGCCCAGGUGGCCAUACGGGUUAUUCUCCGCAUCGCGCAGAUUCAUGGCGUAACGGAGCUGAUAGAUGUGAAACAAGCGCAUAUCGACUGCUGCAUUUACACAGGCCCUGCAACAUUGGAAUUCGCUCGGAAAUUGUGCAAAAUGGGCGCCAAAGUCCGCAUUCCCACCUCUCUGAACUCUAUUUCCAUCGACAGGCGCCUAUGGCGCUCACAGGGAGUCGAUCCUGGCCUUGGGGAGUCUUCCGAACAGCUGGCAGACGCUUACCUGGAGAUGGGCGCGCAGCCAACAUUUACAUGCGCCCCUUAUCUUCUAGAGAGUGCUCCGAAAGCAGGCGAGAAUAUUAUGUGGGCUGAAUCUAAUGCCGUGGUCUUCGCCAAUAGCGUCCUGGGUGCGAGGACCAUCAAAUGUCCGGAUUACCUGGAUGUGUGUGUUUCUUUGACCGGCCGAGCGCUCAACACCGGCUGCCAUAUAACCGAGAACCGCAAAGCUCGGGUUGAAAUCGACUUCGCACCUGUGCGGGAUACCGAUGAUACGCUGUUUCCGCUCCUUGGAUACCUUGCCGGUGACAUUGCCGCCGAUUCUGUACCUAUCAUUACCGGACUGGAAAAAGAAGCGGUUACCAUGGACGACCUGAAGGCAUUUGGCGCAGCUUUUGCAACAACCUCCAGUGCACCUAUGUUUCACAUUGCUGGAAUUACAAUUGAGGCUCGUAGCCCCCCGGAUAUUGCAUCUCACCUGAAGGAUACGUUGAAAGUGACGAUCCCACUUGCUGAGCUGACAAGGCAAUGGCGUCGAUUCAGCCCUUGUGAAGAAGGCAAAUCUUCCACUGCCAUUGACCUCAUAUCACUUGGAAAUCCUCACAUGUCAUACGAUGAGAUCGCAAAGCUUGUACAGCUGUGUGCGGGCCGCAAGAAAGAUGAGAUGACUACGCUGGUGGUGACAUGCAACCGCGACACAUAUUCUAGGGCUGCCAAGGACAACUACAUCACGGCCUUGGAUGACUUUGGUGCUCAGAUUUUGACUGACACUUGCUGGUGCAUGAUACAAGAACCAGUUAUACCACCACAUACACGAACGAUCGUGACAAAUUCGGCCAAGUAUGCCCACUACGGGGAAGGGUUGACCGGUCGGAAGGUUUGGCUUAGAAGUCUCGCACAAUGCGUGGAUGCUGCGUGCUCAGGUUUUAUCCAUAAUUCACUACCUGCCUGGCUUGUUGGCAAAGUCAUUCCAUAG